AUGAAGACUCUGUUUAUAGGUCUUCUCGGCCUGGCGAAUGGCCAUGGCCGGAUGAUGUUCCCUCCUGGUCGAUCUACUGCUUGGAGAUUUGUCGAUUCCAAUCCACUUCUUACUCCUUAUAAAAAUAUUCUCGGAAUCGAGUAUACCGAUAAUGGAAUAAACUGCGGAGGAUUGUCCUACCAAAUCAGCCAAGACUACCGAUGCGGAGUUUGUGGAGAUCCCUACGGGAACCCGGAGCCGCGAAAAAACGAAGAUGGCGGAGCAAUGGGACAAAAAGUAAUCGUCGCUCAUUUGACGCCAAAUACAGUGAUGACUUCUCGAAUCCAAAUUACCGCUCACCACAAGGGCUGGAUUCAGUUCCACAUCUGCGCGCAGAACAAUCAAGUUCUUACCGCUCAAGAGCUCGAAGAUUGCCUUCAAUCAAAUAUCAUGCAGAUUCAGGGGCAGGGAGACAAAUUCAUGGUUCCUGAUCCAUCUGCCGCGGAUUAUGCUGAACAGGGUUACUGGUACGAUGUUCCAGUGAUGAUUCCAGAUAUCCAGUGCAGCCGAUGUGUGAUCCGAUGGACCUAUCAUGCUGGAAACGGUUGGGGCUGCGACGGACCCGAUGAUUGCGGAAUUGGUAAGGGUUACCAAGAAGAGUUCAAAAACUGCGCCGAUGUGAUGAUUUCCAACGACGGAACUCCCCAAACAACAACCACCACUACCACAACAACGACGACAAACAGCGGUCCGACAACAACAACGACCACGACGACAACAACAUCGACGUCGACAACAAAAGAUCCAUUGAGUUUCUGCCCUCCCUGGCAAGAAACUUGGGAACGGGCAAUUAUCAAGUUGACUCAGGCUCAAAUUGAUGAGGGCAAAGAUGGCUGUACUGAUGGAGGUCAUAUUGGAAAGAAAUACUCGAAGUGCUGGAUCUCUUGUGAAAACGACUACAAAAUGGUCUUUCAGGAUGAUGGGGAUCAAGAAUCAAACAGUGUCGAGAUUCAAUGCAAAGCUACUGGAAAGUGGAGAGCUUCCCGACCAUUCUACUGCAAAAAGCGCUGUCCGAAAAUGUACAAAAACAAGCCAUUCUUUGCCGCUCGAACUAUCCAUAAAUGGCAGCAUGGUUUCGCGAUGAAACUCGGAAUCCAGCCGGAAAUGGACUUGAACACCUGGACAGUUGUUCUUUGGUUCACUGAUGAAGUCGAAGCUACUUUGUCUUUCAAUUCCUGGGAGACUUCUGUCACGACCUCAGUCGGUCACCGAGUCGCUGUUUUUACCUCGAAUAUGUUCAAUCAGCAAAUUGCUGCUGGAGAAAAAUACAAAUUCCUCGUCACAAUCGUCGGAGCUGCUCAAGAUGAUUUGCCAAAUUUCAACGUUCGCUACAUUCCUGGCAUUCAUGAAGAUCUCUCCUGCCUCUUUGAAGACAACUUUGACUGGGUCAGCACGACAUCAACAACGACUACGACGGUUUCGACAACAACAGAGGGACCAAGCGAUCCAGAAGAUCCAAAUUUCUGUUUUGGUCAGAAUGAUGGGUACUAUGCUCAUCCAAUCUGCGAGAAAUAUUACCAGUGCCAUGCCGGGAAUACUUAUAUUCAGACUUGCGCUCCUGGAACCGUCUGGAACGCCGAUGCUGGCUACUGCGACUGGGAAAUGAAUGUCGACACUUCCAACUGCGGCGAUGUGGCUCCACCGGGGCCAACAACAACGACUGCUUCGGCAACAACCACGACCGGCGACGGCGGGGGAGGAGGCGGUUGCCAGGAUGACAUGACCUAUUGUGAUGGAAAAGCUCCUGGAUACUACUCUCACUGCGAUUGCAAGAAAUAUUAUCAAUGCUCGGGAGUUGGACAUCCGACGAAUAUUCUCGAGUGUCCUGAUGGAACCCUUUGGAAUGGUGUGAACUGCGACUGGGAGGCAAAUGUUGAUACGUCGAGCUGUGGCACUACGGAUCCAGGAACUACAACAACUACUACCACAACCACAACAACUCCCUACACUGGCCCCCCAACAACGACUACCACCACAACUACAACAACAACAACUCGAGAUCCCAACGCGAAAGAAAUGGUGAUGAUGUGCUAUUUCAUCAACUGGGCUCAAUACAGAAACGGUGCGGCGAAACAAAUGCCGAGCGAUCUCGACCCUCAUCUCUGCACUCACUACGUCUACUCCUUUGCCAAGAUUCCUCAGGGAUCGAAUCAUCUUGAGCCAUACGAGUGGAACGAUAUCUCCGCCUUGUAUCCAGCAAUGAUGCAACUGAAGAAUGUCAAUCCAAAUCUCAAGAUUCUCCUUGCUGUCGGAGGCUGGACUCAUGGAUCUGGUCCAUUUACUGCUAUGGUCGCUACUCCUGAAAAUCGAGCUGAAUUUGUCCAAAACUCGAUCACCUUCCUCCGAACCCAUGGAUUUGAUGGACUUGAUUUGGACUGGGAGUACCCAGCAAAUCGCGGAUCACCAGCAAUUGACAGAGAUAGAUUCACUUUGCUCUGCAAAGAAUUGAAACAAGGCUUUAUUAACGAGGCCAAGAACACUGGCAAUCCACAACUCGAGCUCACUGCAGCAGUUGCUGCUGGCUACGCCACAGUCGAUUCCGCUUACGACAUUCCCGGAAUUUCAAAAUGGCUGGACUACAUCAACUUGAUGUCGUACGAUCUUCACGGCACCUGGGAGUUGACACUUGGUCAUCAUUCCGGCUUUGAGGCGAAUUAUGGAGACCCUAAACUUUCUACCAAAUUCGCGGUUGAGUACUGGCUCGCCGGAGGUGCUCCAGCUGAUAAGCUCGUUUUCGGAAUGCCAGCGUAUGGCCGAGGGUGGCGAAUGCUCAACGGAGCCAAUAGUCCUGGUGAUCAAGCGAACGGAGCUGCUCCUGGUGGACCUUACAUGUACAGUGAAGGCUACUGGAGCUACUACGAAAUCUGCAAUGCUCUGAAUACUGGCACUUAUACAACAGUCCUCGAUCCAGCGAUUGGCAGUGUCUAUUCUUAUAGCACUGUUUCAAAUGUCUGGAUGGCUUAUGAAAAUGUGGAGACUCUGACCGAGCGAUGCGAGUGGGUAAAAUCCAUGGGUCUCGCUGGUGGCAUGUUCUGGGACACUGCGAUGGACGAUUUCAGAGGCCAAUUCUGCGGCCAAGGCAAAUGGCCACUUUUCAAGACAGUCAAAGAUUGUCUCUCCCAGCCAGCAGUGACCACCACUACUGAUGAGCCAUACACAGGUCCUCCAACAACAACUACAACGACGACGACAACAACAGUUAGUACAACAACAGAUCCAACAACUCCUAACUCAAAAGUGCUCAUGUGUUACUUUAUCAACUGGGCGCAGUACAGAAAUGGCGACGCUCAACAAAUGCCAAGCCCCAUGAAAGCUCUUUACCCUGGUAUGAUGGAGCUCAAAAACGUGAAUCCGGACCUCAAAGUCCUUCUUGCUGUCGGCGGCUGGACUCAUGGAUCUGAACCAUUUACAGCGAUGGUCGCUACUCAAGCAAAUCGAGCUGAAUUUAUCCAAAAUGCAAUUACCUUCUUGAGAGACAACGGAUUCGACGGACUCGAUCUCGACUGGGAAUACCCGGCUCAUCGAGGAAGCCCGCCAGAAGACAAAGAUCGCUUUAGUCUUCUUUGCAAAGAAUUGAAAGAAGCCUUUAUUGCAGAAGCAAUUUCUACUGGACAACCACAGUUGGAAUUGACAGCGGCUGUUGCGGCGCCAGCUUCAACUGCGAGUAGCGCGUAUGAUAUUGCUGAAAUUUCGAAGUGGCUUGAUUAUAUCAACUUGAUGAGUUAUGACUUGCAUGGAUCUUGGGAGGCGAACUUGGGUCAUCAUUCCAAUUUUGAGGCGAAUUAUGGUGAUACCCAGUUAUCAACAAAAGCUGCGGCAGAAUACUGGCUUUCCGAAGGCUGCCCCGCCAACAAGCUCGUCUUCGGUCUUCCCGCUUACGGUCGAGGCUGGAACAUGCUCAACGGAAACUUUUCCCCAGGAGCACCAGCUAACGGAGCUUGCCCUGCGGGCCCUUAUCUCGCUACUUCCGGCUACUGGGCGUACUAUGAAAUCUGCAACGCUCUCAACUCGGGUUCAUACACGACUGUUGUUGACCCUGCACUCGGCAGUGCUUAUUCGUACAGCCAUUCGACGAAUAUCUGGAUGGGAUAUGAAAAUGUCCAGACCGUGACGGAACGAUGCAACUGGAUCAAAGAAAUGGGACUCGCUGGUGGCAUGUUUUGGGACACAGCGAUGGACGAUUACAGAGGCAAAUUCUGCGGAGAAGGAACUUGGCCUCUCAUCAGCGCUGUGAAAAAUUGUCUGAAUAAUUAA
Oikopleura dioica is the source of this 4293-nucleotide messenger RNA. NCBI's taxonomy places the organism in Eukaryota, Metazoa, Chordata, Appendicularia, Copelata, Oikopleuridae. The record is from the annotation of a GenBank genome assembly.